AUGAAUUUUUUAGAAGUUCAAGAAGUGGAAGUGGAGAAGCAGUCAAUAAGGAGCAAAUCUGAAGGCCUGGAUGCGUUGUGCCACAGUACCAAGUUCAGCAGGAAGGAGCUGCAGAUCAUGUACAGGGGUUUCAAAAAUGAAUGUCCGUCGGGGAUGGUGAACGAAGACACGUUCAAAUUCAUCUACUCACAGUUCUUCCCUCAAGGAGACUGCUCUGCGUACGCUCAUUUCGUAUUCAACACAUUCGACCAGGACCACAGUGGAACCAUAAGUUUUGAGGAGUUCGUGAUGGGGCUCUCCCUCUUGUUGCGUGGGACCAUGCUGGAGAAGCUGCAGUGGGUCUUCAGCCUGUACGACGUCAACAGGGACGGCGUGAUCACUAGCGAGGAAAUGCAGAUGGUCGUCUCAUCCGUCUAUGAUAUCAUGGGCAAGUUUUGCAGCUCAAAAAUUGACGACACUGUCAUAAAAAAUCACGUCGAUGCUUUAUUUGAAAAGCUGGACGUUGAUCGAGAUGGCGUCAUAUCGUUCGACGAGUUCAUCGACACAUGCCGCAAGGUCAGCCAACAAACUUUGAUAUAA
Helobdella robusta is the source of this 579-nucleotide messenger RNA. RefSeq lists its product as hypothetical. Gene Ontology annotation, molecular function: calcium ion binding. The transcript is spliced from 5 exons. Bases 1 to 579 code for a protein of 192 amino acids. NCBI's taxonomy places the organism in Eukaryota, Metazoa, Annelida, Clitellata, Rhynchobdellida, Glossiphoniidae. The record is from RefSeq and is a predicted model, not a curated record.